AUGAAGCUUGAGACACAGCUGCGCAUUUUGAGGCAUCCUGUUGGCAAGCACUCUUCGCUAUCCUUUGAGGCUCGCGUGCUGAAGCGCCUCUCAGCGCCAGGCUUCCCAAAAGUCCACUCCUUGGGUAGAGAAGGUUGCUAUCAUCUCCUAGCUAUGGAGCUGCUGGGACCGUCUCUAGAAGCCGUCUUCAACAAGUGUGGCCGAAAAUUUUGCUUGAAGACGCUGCUGAUGAUGGCAGACCAGAUGGUUCGACGUCUGGAGCAAGUCCACUUGAAGGGCUAUGUACAUCGCGACAUCAAGCCUGAGAACUUCCUCAUUGGCCGAGGGGAUCGGCGCAAUGUAGUUCAUCUCAUCGACUUCGGCCUCACAAAGAGAUUGGAGCCGGACAAGCCGAGGCUCGGGUCACGCCGCAGCCUUGUUGGCACAGCCCGCUAUGCUUCGAUCGGCGCUCAUGAGGGGGCAGAGCAGGGUUGCAAAGACGACCUUGAAGCUCUGGCUUAUGUCCUCAUCUACCUUGCGCUGGGUGAGCUGCCCUGGCAGGGCCUACAGGUUGAAUCAAAGGAGGAGAAACACAAGAAGAUCAUGGAGUUGAAGCAGGAAGUUACUACGGAGGAGCUGUGCAAAGGCUGCCACGAAGUCUUCCGCCAGUUUCUCCAGUAUACACAGGGCCUCAAGUUCCAGGAGAAGCCCGACUACGCGUUUAUCUAUGGCCUCUUCUCAGAUGCCAUGUCCGCAGAAGGAUACGAAAAUGACGGCCAGUUUGAUUGGCUUAUGCUGCCUGACAAGAUGCUCGAAUGCAAGAACAUGCAUGUCAAAUCAAGCGGCAAGAUACUCCGGGACAGUCGGUGUUAUCCUCGGCAUAUGGAGCCGUCACACCGUGCACUUGUCUACACUGUCAUUCGGUGCGUACGUAGCUCUCAGGCUAAGACGCUCUGCACUUCCACCAAAGCUUCUUCAAGGGAGCCGGAGCAGGUGAUUGCAAAACAAGGAUUGUUCCCCACACUCUUUGCAUGUUUCUCAGCUCCGAAGAUGACGUGA
Messenger RNA from Symbiodinium natans, 1038 nucleotides. The record is from the annotation of a GenBank genome assembly. Lineage: Eukaryota; Dinophyceae; Suessiales; Symbiodiniaceae.